This is a messenger RNA of Hypoxylon fragiforme, 303 nucleotides long. RefSeq names its product DUF427-domain-containing protein. Lineage: Eukaryota; Fungi; Ascomycota; Sordariomycetes; Xylariales; Hypoxylaceae. Bases 1 to 303 code for a protein of 100 amino acids. The record is from RefSeq and is a predicted model, not a curated record. The transcript has 3 exons.
AUGCCAUCAGGACACGUCGAAGCCAAAGUCGAUGGGAUCAUCAUUGCCUCAUCCGACACCUACGAGCUUGUCGAGGGCAACGUGUACUUCCCGCCGUCGUCCGUCAAGUCUGAGUACCUAACCAAGACGGAUCUACACACCCACUGCCCAUGGAAGGGCGACGCCAGCUACUACAGCCUCAAAGUUGGAGACAAGGAACUAGCCAACGCUGCCUGGUAUUACCCCGAGCCCUUCGAGAAGGCUGCGCAUAUCAAGCACCACGUUGCUUUCUAUAAAACGAAGGUAGAUGUUUCUUCAGGGUAG